Messenger RNA from Hemicordylus capensis (graceful crag lizard), 1441 nucleotides. RefSeq lists its product as uncharacterized. The record is from RefSeq and is a predicted model, not a curated record. Lineage: Eukaryota; Metazoa; Chordata; Lepidosauria; Squamata; Cordylidae. The coding region runs from base 341 to 1288 and encodes 315 amino acids. The transcript has 7 exons.
GCUGGGCCAGCUCCCCGAUCUUGACGAAUUGGAACCGUGGGGUCUGAUAUAGGAAUAACUGGGCUUGUAAGACUGCAAAGAGAAACACCAGGAUGGAUGAUAGAGUUAUCAUUUUUCACCCACUUUUCUUUGUGCCGAAGUAAAGCAGAAGGAGGAGGUUAAAGCAGAAGGAGGAUUACCUGUGGAGGACAAGACGAGGAACUUGAAUAUGAAUACCAUCAUAACUGAACGCAGGCAGCUUCCAGAUGUGGAAGCCAAAGAACAUCACAGCAGGUGGGGCAACAAAAAACCGAUUCGCCACUGGGUCUGCUUCGGAGUCGUCGCUGAGGAGGACUAGAAGAUGUUGUUUCACUUUGCUGGGAUGAUGCUACUUUCUCUGCAUUCUGCUGAAUCACAAAGGAGCGUACAAGUCCCACAAGAGCUGAGGGAGAUCUUGGCGUUUCCUGGAAAAAAUGUCACCAUCAGCUGCAGCUUGCCUUCUGGACAGCAGGAGAGGCAGGUGGUGACUUGGUAUUUAGAGCAGCAAGACCAGAGGCUUCACAGGAUAUUCCUCAGUGCAUCCUAUACACAUUCUGAUGGGAAGUACUCAAGUCCCUCAAGCACCGACUUUUCUCUGGUCAUUAGCCAUUUGCAGAAGAAUGAUUCGGGGGUUUAUUACUGCGCUGCACCCAUAUACGGGAAAUUUGAAAUCCUGAAUAGAUCAAGACUGAUUGUGGUGGAUCCUUCUCAGACACAGCUUUUCAUGCUGGUGCCUUCCUCUUCUUUGGAGAGAGCUCAGCUUAAUCACAGCUUCCCUCUACUUUGCCUCCUGUGGGAUGCAAACCCUUCUUGGAAGUCUAUUUCCUGGGAACCUAGCAGGGAAACAUCUCCUGACCCCAUGGAUGUUGGCACGUUGGACGAGAAUGGAGUCUUUAGUGUCUGGAGUUUACAGCUGUUUCCUCCAGCGGCGUGGACACAAGGAAUAGGUCCUGGCUGUUCGGUCCAAGCAGACAAAAACAUCAGUGCUGUAUUCCAGAGGAGGCACACAAAGAGAGUCCCUUCUACAGGAAAAUGCAGCACCCUGUUAUAUGUCGGAGUGCCCUCUAUUGCCAUCCUCCUGUUGAUCCCACCCUUCCUCUUCCUCUUCCGAAAGCGUCUUGCCAAAGGUAAUGCAGCGGAGAGAGCUUGGUGUUCUGGGCAGUCUUUGGCCAAGGUUAACCGAAGUUUCCUCUUUCUUUGUUUUCCUCUGUGCAGGGAAGGCAGAGCGAUCAGCGAGGCAGGUUCUCAUGGGGCAGAUCCUACAGACUGAUUACGCUGAAGUAUGUUCCAACAACCGAAAUGUGCUCCAAAUGGAUUAAUACCGAUUCCUGAUAUGGUUGACGAGUAGAAGAGAAGACAGAAAGCAAAUUCCAGAGCUUAGUAUAUUUUAAAUGUAUUAAAUGCAAUAUUUUACAUUACCCAA